AUGGCAGUACACCUGGUUUUCGGACUACUCUGCUCGGUCAAUCUGGCAUGGGCAGUGACUCCAGGACAAAUUCAAAAUUAUCUCAAAACUCAACUGUCCCCUAGCUCGGAAGUUGUACUCUCUAGUUCCCAGGCCUACACUACCGAGAUCAAGCAAAGGUGGAACGCCUAUGAUGCGCCUUCCUUUGUUGUGGGUGUAAAACCUGCCACUGCCAAUGAUGUCGCGACUAUCGUCCAUUAUGCUUCAAGCAACAGUAUUCCGUUCAUGGGAACAGGUGGCGGCCAUGGUUAUACCAUAACUACUAGCGCCCUGAAGAACGGAAUCAACAUAGACCUCGGUGGCUUCAAGGGAGUCUCAAUUAAUUCUGCAGCAAGCACAAUGACUAUUGGAGGCGCUGUCACUUUUGGAGAAGUUUUGAACCCCGUUUAUCAAGCUGGAAAAGAGAUACAGACUGGAUCUUGCUCAUGUGUUGGAAUGGUUGGCGCCACCAUAGGUGGCGGCAUUGGUGUCUAUCAAGGUCUCCAUGGUCUGGUCAUAGACGCACUCCAGUCGGUGACCAUUGUGACCGGAAAGGGGGACAUUGUUAAUGCAUCACUUUCCGAGAAUAGCGAUCUGUUUUGGGGCAUCAGAGGCGCCGGACAGAACUUUGGUCUCAUAACCUCUGCUACUUACAAAUUACAUGACCAGACCAAUCGUGGCCAGGCUUUAAACGGCGAUUUUCUUUUCCCAGUCAGCGCCAAUGCCACUAUUUUCAACGUCCUAAAGUCGUUCACUCGGAAUCAGCCGGAUGCUUUAGCACUUACGAGCGCCAUACAAUACUCUCCUACUUUGAACAAGGUCGUCAUAAUGGUUAAUGCCGUCUACGUAGGCGCAGAAAAUGAUGGGAAAAAGAUCCUUCAGCCAUUACUCUCCGUCAAAGCCCUCCAGUCCAAUGUGACCAUGAUUCCAUACAACCGUCUUAUCCUGGAAAAUCGAUUUGGUGUCGAUCCUCUCGGCUGUAUCUCAGGCCUUCCACAAGCGUCAUAUGGCAUGAAUCUGUAUCAGUAUGAUGUUGCGACCUACCAGAAGACACUUGCUGCGUAUAUUGACUUCUAUGCCGCAACUAAUCUGACAACAUCAUACAUGGUCACAGAGAUAUUCCCUACUAGAGUCUCGCUCAGUACACCAGACAAGGCUACAGCGUAUCCGUAUCGAGCCACAAUGGCGUAUCUAUUUAUGAGCUUUAGUGGCUUCACAACUGAUACCCAGACAUCUGCUAUCGCGAAGUUCGCGAAAGAGAUACGUGGAAAUUUUGCAAAGCUCAAUGGCGCAAAGGGGCUCGAGGUCUAUGUUAACUACGCACAUGGCGAUGAAGGUCGCAACGCUUGGUACACUGCAGCAAAACUUCCGCAACUUGAGCAACUCAAGCGAAAAUGGGAUCCGCAAAACCUUUUCAAUUUCACGAACGGUUUUGCUUACUAG
This is a messenger RNA of Bipolaris oryzae ATCC 44560, 1461 nucleotides long. RefSeq lists its product as uncharacterized. Gene Ontology annotation, molecular function: oxidoreductase activity; FAD binding. The record is from RefSeq and is a predicted model, not a curated record. The transcript is spliced from 5 exons. Lineage: Eukaryota; Fungi; Ascomycota; Dothideomycetes; Pleosporales; Pleosporaceae. The coding region runs from base 1 to 1461 and encodes 486 amino acids.